GUCAGACUAGAGGAAGUUCACAACCACAGGAGGAGCUAAUAGUGUUUAAAGGAAGAGCUGUAACUAUAUGUAAUGAAGAGAAAGACUGACAGAAACAGAAAAUGGCUGAUAAGUGUGAUCUGUGUCUGCUGGGACUGAUCAUUCUCUCUUCACUUCUCACAGGUACCAGUGGAGUGGAUGAUGAGAAUGUGUUCAUCAGUUCUGGUGAAAAUGUCCGUCUGCCCUGUAAUAAUGCUCUUUCUGACUGUACAUCGACUACAUGGAUCUAUAACAGUAUCAGACAUUCAGCAGCAGUUGAACUGAUUGCUUUAGGGAUAAAGAAGAAAGACACAGAGAGACAUGAGAGUCUGAGUCUGGGGUCUGACUGCUCUCUGAACAUCAAGGACGUCACAGAAGAAGAUUCUGGAUUUUACAUCUGCCAACAAUGGACAGGUCCAAAAAGAGACCAAAAACAAGGAUCUGAUGCACGUGUUUCUCUGCAUGUUCUUCAUGUUUCAGUCUCUUCAUCAUCAUCAUCAUCCUCACAGACUGAGAUCAGUCCAGGUCGCUCUGUGACUCUCUCCUGUCAGUGGUAUUCUGGAUUAUCCUGUCGUGAUUUGGUCCGUUCUGAGGGACUUCAGCUGUUGUGGGUGAAUCAGGCUGGUGUUGAUCUGACGACAGACUCCAGAUAUCAGAUAUUAUUCUCAUCAGAUCACUGUAUCAUCAAUCUGACUACAACACUCCUGAAUGAAGAUGACAACAGAGAGUGGAGAUGUCAGCUUACUCUCAGAAAUCAACUCCAGACCUCAGUCAGAUACACUGUCAAGUAUUCAGCUCAGGAUGUGCAUGAAUCUACAGUCAGAGUCGCAGUGAUUUCUGUCGCUGCAGUCGCUGUUUUCCUUCUUGCUGUUCUCUGGCUGAUCUGCAGAAAAACAGCUGAUAAUAAAAGAGGGACAGUCGACUCUGCGGUCAAAGAUGAGAAUGAACAUAAAGGGACGUAUGAGACGAUCAACACGUCCAUUCCUCCUGCUGCCAGAGCCAAUGAGCAGACAGAUGAUCAUGUGACUUAUUCUGAGGUCACUUCCUCCAAUAAAAAGCCAGUAAAAUCAGUGGAUGAUCAUAAUGAUACAGUGACUUAUGCUGCCAUCAGAUGAACAGAAGAUGAACCGCAGGAUGAACUUUAUUCUCUGUGAACAAGAACAAGACCUUCACAAAUGAACAUUAAUGACACAGAUCAUGAGCUCAACAUAUCAGGAGCAGACGGGACGUUUUCAUCUCUCUGGUGUUUGGAGGAAUUAACUGUUAAAUCAGAUAUUUGCUGAAUGUACAAUCAUUUCAAAAGUAAAGUAUGGUAAUGUUUCCUAAAUUUUCAACCCAGUGCAGCACAAACUACUCUUUCUUUAUAAGUCCUCUAGUCAGGAAUGACUUUUUUUUCUUCUCUAAAAAACAGUCUGUGUCGAUGCAAAAUAAUUUGGAUUUUAAAGCCAAUCAUGGCACUGGUCUGUGCAUUUAUGCCAUAAAAGAAAUAGUAAAUAAGUAUAGAGAUAAACAAUAGUCAGUUCUUAAGUGUUUUAUUGAUCAUCCAAAGAUUUUGAUCGAGUUAACCAUAAAAAGUUAAAAUUUUUCUUAAAAUUGAACAACAAGAGGUGUAUGAAUACAUUGUGAGAAUUUUGUCCUAUUGAUAUGCCCACCAGUCACUGCAAGUAAAAUUGUUCAGCACAUAAAGAUGAACUUCUUAUCAUGAUCUCA
Ctenopharyngodon idella (grass carp) is the source of this 1728-nucleotide messenger RNA. RefSeq lists its product as uncharacterized. Gene Ontology annotation, cellular component: external side of plasma membrane; membrane raft. NCBI's taxonomy places the organism in Eukaryota, Metazoa, Chordata, Actinopteri, Cypriniformes, Xenocyprididae. Gene Ontology annotation, biological process: interleukin-15-mediated signaling pathway; T cell activation; positive regulation of ERK1 and ERK2 cascade. The transcript is spliced from 9 exons. Gene Ontology annotation, molecular function: protein tyrosine kinase binding; MHC class II protein binding. The coding region runs from base 102 to 1133 and encodes 343 amino acids. The record is from RefSeq and is a predicted model, not a curated record.